Messenger RNA from Sus scrofa (pig), 1449 nucleotides. The record is from RefSeq and is a predicted model, not a curated record. Lineage: Eukaryota; Metazoa; Chordata; Mammalia; Artiodactyla; Suidae.
UUGACCUUCUGGCUCACGUUGCUUCGCCUCAUAGAGGGCACAGAGGUCGGUCCUAAGCAUUCACUGGGGACUUUCUAUCCUGGAGGCUGAGUGUCAUUUGUUUCCCCAGAGUCAGGACUCUGGACCCAGAAAUACCUGAAUUGACACUUGGGCUUGCAGUUGCAGGCUGCAGGCCUACCUAGGUGUUGGUAUCUGGAAAAACGGGGCUGGGGGGCCUGAACGUGGAGUGUGUCAAAGAGGUGGUGUAUUGGUGGGUGGGCGGUGCUCACCCCGUGCCCUUUCUCCCGAGAGCCUUCCCUGAACUUCUUCUCUUUGCACCUGAGACUCCUCCUUUGUCCCUACAUCCCUCUUCUCAGCUGAAGGGUCUCACUCAUCCAUCUGCUUUGUUGAACAAUCACCAAUCACAGCUUUUAUGCCAAAAGCUUGGGGAUCAUCAGGAAAUCUCCAGCUUUUAAAGUCGCAGCCUUGAGGGGCAGACAGUGGCCAGUGGAGCCUGGUCACUUGACUACAAGCUGGACACCUGGCCUGAAUCCAGGGCACCUAAAGUUGAGCUGGGGGAACCUAAGGCCCGGCAUGUGACUCAGGUCCAGGCAUCCUGGCCUCCAAUCCCGCUGGGGAUGGAGCCCAGGACCCCGCGGAGCACGAACUCCCUGCUAGGCCUCUCUUCCAUCCGCAUCGCUGAGCUGCCCCAGAGCCUGAUGGGCGGACGGCGGGACCUCCGACCCCUGACCCUUGACCCCGCCCACGGCAACACCGCCCAGGUUGGACCUAACCUGCGGAAGCAGUGUUGGAAGCCUGUUCGUCCUGGGGCCGCGAACCAGGAGAAGAGCUUGCACAGAACGGAACCAAAACUCUGCUCACGUGGUGUUACCAUGUGAAAACGCUCGUGGACAUCAAACCUAUACCGGUCCUGUGAGUGCUCAGUCUCCCGUUUAUUCUUCCUGGUGCGCUUCCAGCUUUAUUUAUUGGGAGCAGGAGCCCAUGAAGUCCAGCGAGCUUCCCAGCAUGAGACAAGCCCUUUCCUAGAGCUUCUAAAUAUUUCUUUAAAAAUAGUUGCUCUGAGGCUGGUAGGCUGGUUUUGUUGCUGUUGUGGUUUUAUGGCUGCACCUGCGGCACAUGGAAGUUCCCUGGCCAGGGAUUGAAUCUGAGCUGCAGCUGCAGCAACACAGGAUCCUUUAAUCCACUGUGCUGGGCCAGGGACUCCUAUAAGUUGUUUCUAAUUGUACUUCAAAGACUUCCUAUUUAUCUCUGGGUCUGUAGUAGCAACUGGGCAUUUUGCUUGGAUCACUGGUUUGUCUUCAGGAGACCCUGCUGUUGGAAGUUUUGAUUAAAAAGUGCCUUGUACUACAGGUUUCUUGAUCUGCAUGUGGACUUCUGAUUUUUUUUUUUUUUUUGUCUUUUUGUCUUUUGUUGUUGUUGUUGCUAUUUCUUGGGCGCUCCCGCGGCAUA